Lolium rigidum is the source of this 1670-nucleotide messenger RNA. RefSeq lists its product as uncharacterized. Bases 116 to 1123 code for a protein of 335 amino acids. Lineage: Eukaryota; Viridiplantae; Streptophyta; Magnoliopsida; Poales; Poaceae. Gene Ontology annotation, molecular function: nucleic acid binding. The record is from RefSeq and is a predicted model, not a curated record. The transcript has 7 exons.
CGCGCCGCCGCCAUCCUAUCGGAUUAGACAGCUCGAGGCUGUACCCGCGCCCCUCUCCGGCGCCCCGGUCCGGCGACCCUCCCUGAGCAAGAUCCACUGUAGCUGAAAGUGCAGGAUGGACACCACCCAGUUUGCCAUGAUUGAGGAGCUGGCCUCGCUCGUCAGGGACAACCUCUACAGCAAGCACCUUGUCCUCUCCACCGAGGAGUUCCUCGUCACCCUUCUACAACACCAUUACCACGAAGACGAUGACGAUGAGCAUGAUCGGGACAUGACUUGUACACAUCGCGGGUCAGUUGGGAAUACCAUAGAGCUCCAGCCCACCAGCUCAUACAACCGCCUUCUCUUGCAUCGCCUCGCCGACAUCUAUGGGUUCGCUCAUGAAUCUGUUGGUGAGGACGAUGAUCGGCAUUUAGUUCUCCAACGCUGCCCUGAAACAGCCAUCCCUCCUGUCCUUGUGAGCGAUGUGUUAUGGAAGUAUGACGACAGUGAUGGUCCUUCAGCUUCUGUUUUUCUAGCAAGAAAUGAGACAGAUCUUCAGAAAACUUACGAGACGGAAGUUGUUCAAGACACUAUUUCUGUUGAAAGCCUACAACUGAAGACUGAUACAGAUGCGAAGCCUUUGAAGCAGGCAGUGCCACUUUCAGCAGCAUCCCUCAAGGAUAGGGAGGCUGCUUAUCAAGCUGCUCGCGAGCGAAUCUUCUCUACACACGAGGCCAAGGGGAAGGACACAUCAGCGGCAAAACCUAGACAUGUUCCCGCUGUUGCUCAGCGGAUGAUUUCGCACGCACUUGGUAAAAGAGUUGAAGAUACAAAGGAGAGAGCCGACACUGUGAACAACAGAAAGGAGCCAGUAAAUGGACGAAACAUUCAGACAGGUAGCAUGAACAAGCAGUACGCAGUUAGACCAGUCAGAAAACAAGAGAACUAUAUAGCUAGGAAAUACAACUCGAGCUUGCCCGGUGGAGAUCCUCACCCUUCUACUCAAAGCCGCCAUACGCCUCAUGUUAGCGCCGAGACGCUGAAGAAAGAGCAGACUGGUGCGGCGAAAAGGAUGUUUGCGAACGCGUUGCGGCUGCCUGGGGUCGAGAUGAGUGACGGUGCAGCGAGGAAACCCAAGUAACAGGGCUGGAGAUGAACGAGAUACCAAGAAUACAUGAGCUGGGGUCUGGCUUAUCUGCCGUGUGAUGGAGCUAGAAGUGCUCGAAGUGCCAGUCUGCUUGUAUGGAAUGACAGCUUGUGAUGGCCUGUUGGAUGUUAGAAGCAGAUGAAAGGCUUGGCUGUUGAAUUCAGCCAGCGGGAGACAGUGCACUGUAAUGUUUCGCCUGCCUCGAGUGGAGUUGAGUAGCUGAGUCAGAGAAAAAGCGAGGACAAAAGGCGAGAAAGUUGAAUCAACAGUUGCCUAUCCUGUCCGAAUUGGUCUACUAGUAGUAAGUAGUAGUAUCAGUUGUUUGCCUAGAGAAAGAAAUAUCUUUGUUAGCACCUAAUCUAGUGAGUGCUUUGGCUCUCCAACCUGUUCUAUUAGUCUAUACAGAGGAGGAUACAACAACUUCAUUCCGUGCUGUAUCUUAGUGUUUUUUUUUCAUAAUACUAUAUAUUGGUUUGGUUUUGAAGGGUUCCCUGCAAUUUCUUAUGGUCCGUGCAUGAAAUUCAUUCUGUAUUUUGGUGUC